CAUGGUGACUGGCUGCCGCGGGGCGUGGGUAGCAAUGGCGGCUUGGUUCGCUUUCUCCAUCGCGACUGCGACUGUAUUCCUCCUGUUGGUCCUCUCUCGAGUUUCACAGGCUCAGGUCUUCUUCUUCCCCUUCCGGCAGCCGGAGACGUGUGGCCACAACGAGUACUUCGAUAUCUCCGCGCUCUCCUGUGUCCCGUGUGGGGCCAACCAGAGGCAGGAUGCCCGAGGAACUUCAUGUGUGUGUCUACCAGGAUUUCAGAUGAUCUCUAAUAAUGGAGGACCUAAUAUCAUUUGUAAAAAGUGCCCAGAAAACAUGAAAGGUGUUACUGAAGAUGGCUGGAACUGUAUUUCUUGCCCUGCUGGUUUAACUGCAGAAGGAAAAUGCCACUGUCCCACUGGCCAUAUUUUAGUGGAAAGAGAUGUUAAUGGAACCUUGUUGUCUCAAGCAACUUGUAAACUCUGUGAUGGAAGUGAAAACUCUUUUAUGGUAGCAAAUGCUUUAGGAAACAGGUGUGUCCGAUGUGAACCAACAUUCAUUAAUACCAGCAGGUCCUGUACAUGUUCUGAACCUAACAUUUUAACAGGGGGAUUAUGUUUCAGCAGCACAGGGAAUUUUCCUCCACGUAUGACUUCAGCUGCACGCUACGGAGAGCUUGGCGUGUCUUUAACCUCAGAAUGGUUUGCAAAGUAUUUGCAGUCAUCAGCAGCUGCUUGUUGGGUUUAUGCCAACCUAACAUCUUGCCAAGCUCUCGGAAAUAUGUGUGUGAUGAACAUGAAUUCUUACGAGUCUUCCACUUUUGAUGCGUGUCGACUGUUUCAGUUUAUCUUUGAAAACACUGCUGGACUGCGCACUGUUCAUUCUUUUUCAUUUUGGAGACAGAAUCUUCCAUGGCUGUUCUAUGGAGACCAGCUGGGAUUAGCACCUCAAGUACUCAGUACUACACCUCUUCCUACAAAUUUCAGUUUUAAAGGGCAAAACCAGAACACAAAACUGAAGUUUGUUGCUGCCUCCUAUGAUGUAAGAGGAAACUUUCUCAAGUGGCAAACUUUAGAAGGAGGUGUUUUGCAGCUUUGUCCCGACACAGAGACCAGACUCAAUGCUGCGUAUUCUUUUGGAACAACCUAUCAACAGAGUUGUGAGAUUCCUGUCUCUAAGCUCUUAACUGACUUUCCCACCCCUAUAUUUUAUGAUGUGUACCUUGAAUAUACUGAUGAAAAUCAGCACCGAUAUAUUUGGGCCGUGCCUGUGUUAAACUUAAACCUUCAGCACAAUAAAAUAUUUGUGAACCAAGACAGUAGCUCUGGCAAGUGGCUUCUGACUCGGCGCAUUUUCUUGGUGGACACACUAAGUGGACGAGAAAAUGACUUAGAAAGUCAGCCAAGAUUAGUUCGAGUUGCUACCCAAAUAUCACUGAGCAUCCACCUUGUACCCAACACAAAGAAUGGAAACAUCUACCCUCCCCUAAUUACCAUUGCCUAUAGUGACGUUGACGUCAGAGACCCCACCAGCCAGUCUGUGGAGGUUUCUUUCUCAGUCAGAUAUGAAAUGGAUCAAGGUGAAGCACACGUCCAGACAGAUAUUGCUUUGGGUGUGUUGGGUGGACUAGCGGUUUUAUCGUCUCUUUUGAAGACAGCGGGUUGGAAGAGGCGCGUUGGCAGUCCCAUGAUUGAUUUGCAGACAGUUGUGAAGUUCUUGGUGUACUAUGCUGGCGACCUGGCCAAUGUUUUCUUUAUCAUCACCGUGGGGACGGGUCUUUACUGGCUUAUUUUCUUCAAAGCACAGAAGUCUGUCUCUGUUUUGCUACCAGUGCCGGCCCAGGAAGAACGUUUUGUUACUUUUGUGGGAUGUGCUUUUGCUCUGAAGGCUCUGCAAUUUUUGCAUAAGCUCAUCUCCCAGAUUACCAUAGACAUAUUCUUUAUCGAUUGGGAGCGGCCCAAAGGAAAGGUUCUUAAAGCUGUUGAAGGUGAGGGUGGCGUCCGGAAUGCUACCGUUCCCGUCAGCAUAUGGAGAACAUAUUUUGUAGCAAAUGAAUGGAACGAAAUUCAGACUGUGAGAAAGAUUAACCCACUCUUUCAAGUACUUACUGUCCUCUUCUUUUUGGAGGUUGUGGGAUUCAAGAACUUAGCAUUAAUGGACUCAUCCUCCAGUCUCUCCAGAAGCCAGUCUAGCUACAUAGCCCCUUACAGCCGUAUUCUGAGAUACGCGGUGUCUGCUGCUGCAUGGCUAGUCAUUGCCCUUAUGCAGAUCGUGUUCUUUGUUGUCUUUUAUGAGAGAUUUAUAGAAGAUAAAAUUCGACAGUUUGUUGAUUUAUGCUGCAUGAGUAAUAUAUCAGUGUUUCUGUUAUCCCACAAAUGUUUUGGGUAUUACAUCCAUGGUAGAUCAGUACACGGGCACGCCGACACUAAUAUGGAAGAAAUGAAUAUGAAUCUUAAGAGAGAAGCGGAAAAUCUGUGUAGCCAGAGAGGUUUGGUACCCAAUACAGAUGGUCAGACUUUUCAGAUUGCAGUUUCUAGCCAGAUGAGACAACACUAUGACAGAAUUCAUGAGACACUAACAAGGAGAAAUGGCCCUGCUAGGCUGUUGAGUUCACCAGCAAGUACUUUUGAGCAGAGUAUAAAAGCAUAUCAUACUAUGAAUAAAUUUCUUGCCUCUUUCAUCGAUCAUGUUCAUAAGGAAAUGGACUACUUUAUAAAAGAUAAAUUGCUUCUUGAAAGAAUUCUUGGAAUGGAAUUCAUGGAACCAAUGGAAAAAAGCAUCUUUUACAAUGAUGAAGGCUAUUCUUUCAGCAGUGUUCUGUAUUAUGGAAAUGAAGCCACUCUUCUUAUUUAUGAUCUGCUGUUCUUCUGUGUUGUGGAUUUGGCUUGCCAAAAUUUUAUUUUAGCAGCCUGCCUUACAUACCUACAACAAGAGAUUUUUAGAUUUAUCCGUAAUACAGUAGGACAGAAGAAUUUGGCAUCCAAAACAUUGGUGGAUCAGAGAUUUCUGAUUUAAUUUAUUGACUAGAUAAAGACUCAAUUAUAAUCAUGGCAAAAAAAGUCAUGAUUAUCAGAUUAGUUUGCCAUAUUUUUUAAAAUUUUGUAAUACAAAUUAUUCUAUUUUUGUUUUUUAAUCUACAGAAAGAUUUAUUUUUAUAACUUGUGGAUAUGUAACUUGCUUUGUGGCUGUGUAAUGUGAUAUAAUGGAAAACAUGAAUGUUGCUUUCAGCAAAACACUUUUUUAAUGAUAAUCAAAACAAUACCCAUCAUUUGUCUCUGUAGAUUAUUUCAUAAACAAGGUUUGCCUACAUUUUCUCAAUUGAAAAAAAUUUUUGAUUCCAACUUUGAGCCUAGUUUUCAAUUCAGUAUUUUCUUGUUUUAUGUAUUUUAUAGUUAAAUAAAUGUUGAAGGUAUUUUCAAGUUUACUUAGCAAUUUGAAAUUGUAUUUGGGCCAGCUCACUUUGUCUCAUUCUAGCUGCUCACCCUGCUUGGCAGUAGACUGUCCUGUUAGAUUAAGAGGCAUCCCGUGCAGUGGUGCAUGUCCAUUCCUUUGUGUGCCCGUAUUAUCAGGCCAAUACACUCUUCCGUGAAGUACAUUCAUGUCUCUGAUAUCAUUUACAUUUAUUAAACUGUAAUGUGUGACAUUUUCCCCAAUAUAAUUUUCAAUAUACCUUUUUAUUACUUAACAUUUUUAGAGCACUCCCAAAGUUUUGCUCUUCAAUUAUGUUUAGACUUUAUAAAAAAUAAACUGUAAAAUAUCAUGUUAUGCUAACAAGGUUUAUUGAAAGCAAAUUUAGGCUUCAUAGUUAGUAAAUAGGCUUGUAUUUUUUUUUUAAUAAGGAAGAAAUAUUAGGAGUCAAAAUAUAAUUAAUGUAAAUCCUGAGCCAUGUGGCUAACAAUUUUUUAUGAAAUUCUUUUUCUUCAAUAUACUCUUUAAUAAUCCCUUUUGUUGUGUACCAUGAACUUGAAAGUCACCUUGUUUCAAGUGUAAUGGUCAUUAACCCCCAAACCUACAUUUCUUACUUUCUUCUAUGUUAAUGCUGUAUAAAUACCUCAAUGUAAUUCUAUGUAGAUAUUGUUUAUAUUUCUGAAUUGAAAAUAUGGAAUAAAACACUUGAUGUUUCUCUUUCCUGUUGGAUUAAUGUUUAUUUCAUAAAAUAACAUUUAGGAAAAUAACACUGCUGGGGCCAGGUUCCCCAGCCAUUGUCAGAGUUGACUCCUUUACAUUUCCCUGAAUCUUGAGGAUGGCUGAGGAGGAGGAGGGAAGGCUAAUAUGUCCAUUACUUGAAACUCCAGUUUCUUAAGGGUCCCAGGACAGAAAUGCCUUUAUAAAUGUAAGCCGCAGAGGUAAGUAAGUGUACCAGGGGGGUUUUUAAACCACCUAUUCAGAAGCUUAUGAAAGAAAUACAGCUCUCUUACCACGUAUGAGAUGUUAAUAUUUAUGUGAAUGUUUUUAAGUGGAAAUUUUUUAAAUAGGGUCAGGUUGCUCACCUGCUGAUAAAUUAAGACAGAGAAAAGACGUUUGAAAAAACCAUUUUAAACUAGGCUUGUACAUUAUUUUUAUUUUGGUUAGGUUCAUAAAAAUGUUUUCAAGUUUUCAUACGCUGUUGACUCCUAUGUUUAUACCGCCACAAAUUAAACUUUGUGAUCAGGUACCUAAUUUUCUACUGGACCCAUAAUCUUUUGUCCAUUUCUGUAAGACUGACUCAUUGUACUUUGUAUCUUAUGUCCCUAAUUUUACCUAGAAACAUUUGAUAAAUGUUUCAUCAUUUCAUAAUGAAACCACUCUAGGUUUACCUAGAAGUCCUUUAUAAUAUUUAUAAGAAGUUCUUUACAAUAUUGGCAAGAAAAGGUGAGGGGAAAUAAAUGUAAGUUGAAGAGCAGUAAGUAAGGGCCUAAUGGAAAGUGCUCCAAAUUUAGUAACAGAAGCCAUAGAUUUGAAUUAGAAUUUUACCUUUUUCACUUACUAGCUUUGGGACUUUUCACCAAGUCAUUUGGCAUCUCUGAGCUUCAUUCCACAUCCUUACAAUGGAAAUAAUACCCUUUGUUUACCACUCGUUGUAAGGAUUAAUUCAUUAAGAAGAUAGACUUACAAUAGUGAGUAAACUUUGAACAUUGGAAUUUUUAUAUAUUUUAGUUGGAAAUAUGUGCCUUCAAAUGUAUUUUCUAUUUUGCUAAUUCAUUUCCUGAUAUUAACACUGAGAUUACUGAUUUCAAUCACUGACCGAUGAAAACCCUGGGCCUUCCUCCUGCCUCAGCCACCCCAGCCUCACACAAGGAAGAACUCUCGGUAGAUGUCACAGCCUUCAGUGAAAGAAGGAGCUGUGACACGAUGUUGUGUAUGUGGUUCAUGGUACAGAUGAGGAAAAAAGGAGUCAAGAGUGGAAUGUUGUCUCCGGAAGGCAUAAAGAGGCAGAACAGAAUUGGAGCUAAGAGCAAAGGCUUUGAAUUCUGAGACCUGGAUCUGAAUUCCCCGCUUCUCUGUUUCCUUUGUGUGUGAUCGAAAGCAGACUCUUCAGCAUCUGUAAGCCUGCUCUUCAUUUGUAAAACUCGAUGAUGACUGUUCCCAGAGGAUCUUUGUUCAGAUAGAAGGAAAUUACAGACAUAAAGUUGCUGGCACGGUGCCUGGAACAGGAAACUGCACAGUGAAUGCACCUCGCUGAGACUGAGUUCUUGUUUUGACAGCCACAGAGCAAGCUGGUGUGGCAUGUCCACUUACUUGAAUGCUUCUGUGUACACCUGAGGUGACUGGCUGCAGAUGCGAGAACAUGACCCGGCCAAAUGACUGUGCUCCGGGGAGAGUCACGGCUUCCACUGACCAACAAGCUCAAGAUGGAACACUGGGAUGAGGUUGUUAACGCAAGUUAAGGCCACUUUAACUGAGUACCCAGAAUAAAGGAGGAAGUAGCCCUACUGUGAGCCACUCAUAUCCUAUUCAUAGAAUGGUGUCCGGUUCUGAAGUUACCUGGUUCCUAGGAUCCUUGACAAAUUGGAUUUCAUUUGGAGGGUGAUGAUCAGGAUGAUGAAGGAUCUAGAGAUGCCCCAGGAUGCAUAACAGAAGGAACUGAAAAAAGAUAAAUCAGGACCAUAGUGGCUUUCUUCAAACAUUUAUCCCAUGGAAGGUGAAGUUAACACCCAUAAAACUCCCAACCACUGAGCUAGAAUCAGUGAAAGGAAGCUAUGAAACAGUGGAUUUCAGCUCAAGAGAGGGAAGAGCUUUCGUAUAAUUUUAGAGCUGCCUGAAUAAUCGUGGCUCCCCGUCAGUCGGGUCUUCCUACACAUACGCCUUACGGCAGCAGUCUGGGAUGCAGAUGGGGCGACCUGCCUUCGAAAAAGCACAGACCACAUGGAUUCCAGGGUCCUUCCCAAGUCUGCCACUUGGGUGCACACACACAGCCUUCCAGACAAAAUCACUGCAUCGACUAUGUUCCUCAAGGAACUUCUGAUUAACUGACUGCCAGCAGUAGUGCUUAAUUCAGGGACAUUUAACAAGAGAAAAGAAGGCAGUAGCUCAAACUUUCUUUAAUAACCCCUUCAAGGCUCAUACUCACCAUCCCAUAAAACUACAUAUAAGGGCCAAGAAGGCAAACACAACAUUAUUAACUGUUUAAUUUUUAUUAUAACGAACAUAAUUCAUGUCAAACUGGUUACACUGGUUGUUUUUUCACAGCCAUAAACUUAAUAGCAUAUUGGAGUCGCUUAUAAAAUUAUGUGUAUAUUACAUUUGUGCCUGUUCGAAAGAACUCAAGAAAAAUAUUAGAGUUUUAAGUGAUUAUGUAAGUUCAUCCGUAUCUUUGCCUUCCUGACACGUGGUUGGCUGUAUUUAUGGGUUAUGCAAUGCCGACUUCUUGGUCAGGAUGCUACUCUGCUAUAACAAUUUCCCUAGGGGGGGAAGAGGCUCUGUUCUGUGGCAGUCCACCUGAUGAGGCCGCUUCCGGGAACGCACGCAUUCUGCUCCAGAACAGGCCUUGGGCAGAUGGUUCUUUUUCCUUUAGGGACUGGGCCCCGUGUCCCUGCUGGACAGGACCAGCUCUCUCCCUCAAGCCUUCCCUCAACAUCAUGACAAUUCCUUUUCUCUUCUGUAUGUACCUUCUCACUAAGCACCUCAGCUCACUUCCCGAGGACUCGCGCUGCAGAACCUCAGAUUCUGUCCGCCCCCACCCGGUCCCCCAAGCAGCAGGGCCUCUUCUCCCUGCGACCCCCUGGGCGCGGGCUGGUGGGCUCCCCAGUCCCACUAAGGGUUUCCACGAGAAAUGCAAUCACACCAAGAUCUCUGUGAGGUUUUCUUUUUUUUAAAUCUUCUGAAGAUUCAGGGGACCCCAAGUCAUGACACAGCACCCAACAUCUCCCCUCUCAAUUUGUCUCUGUCCUUUUUCCUCUCUUCCUCCCCUCACCUGUCUCCCAGAGUCACCCAGGAGCUCCUUGUGGAAGAAAAAGACAAAAAAAAAAAAAAAAAAAAAAACCCA
Molecule: messenger RNA, 7442 nt
Organism: Camelus dromedarius (Arabian camel)
Lineage: Eukaryota; Metazoa; Chordata; Mammalia; Artiodactyla; Camelidae
Gene: TMEM67
Product: transmembrane protein 67
Exons: 29
Coding region: 2-2992 (996 amino acids)
Biological process (GO): cilium assembly
Cellular component (GO): ciliary transition zone; MKS complex
Source: RefSeq, a predicted model, not a curated record